UGAAUUUUAGCCCGACCAACCCUGGCUCGACAUUUUAAUUUUUUCACCGAGGACAACCCAAAAUUCAAUUUUAGUUAAAAUUUGGGCUUAGGCACGGGUUUUGGUCUAAAAUGGGCCGAUUUUUGGGCAAAGCUCAGGCCGACCCAUGAUCACCUCUAAUUGGCGAGAAUUAAGCUUCUCAAUCUUUUCCUUGGUACAUCUUGCAAAAACAAAAAUAGAGUACUUAACUUAUGCUAAACAGAAUGGUUACAAUAAUUGUAAUUAAAAUUACCAAAAAGACAAACGUGAUAUUUAUAGAACGAAGGUAUAAAAACUCUUUCGUCACUGUAUCAACUAUCAAGCAAAGAACGUGUUUCCCAUUUAAACUUUUUCCUAUUCCAAGAGACAAUGUUCAGAGUAUAAAAAACACAAACAAAAAUAUAACUUUGUACAAAUAAAAUCUUAUCUUCUUCUCAAGUUUCCCCCCCACCCACCGCUCAAAUAACCCACAAAACUACUCAAUUUUUUUUAUUCUUCCUCAUUUCUAUCCCCAAAUAUACCAAAAUAAUUCCAUUUUUUUUAAAAAAAAAAAAAACCUUAUUAUUCCCUAUUUAGCUUACCUCAUUGCUCAACUCUGUAAAUUUAUUACUCCAUUUUAUUUGUCGUUUGUAGAAAAAAAAUAAUAAAGGAGAUUUUUUUUCCUUGAAAAUUUCGUUGAUUAAUUUUUCUAAGUCGGCGAAUUUCUUCUAGUACGUUCUUCAAAUUCUCGAAAUUUAAUGUUAUUUUUCUCUACUAGUAUUUGUUUUUUUGCUUGAUAAUUUUAUUUUAUUCUUGUUGCAGUUACUAAAUAAGGUAACUUUUUGUGAGGUAUAAAAGAAAAGUUACUAGAAGAGUAAGAAUAAUACUUACAUGAUGAACUAUUAUGUUCCGGAUUUCGAAAUGGAAGACGACCAACACUUGAUUUCAACAUCAUCUACGGUCACCCAUCACAGCAAGGCUGAAGACGAGAUUCUGGAGUUGUUAUGGCAAGAUGGUCAAAUAGUUGCGCAACCUCAAAACCAACGCAAGUCGCAAUCGUCUAGUACGCCUCAACAAACACAAUCACACUAUCAGCAAAAGCAACAGCAACAGCAGCAACAUCAGCAACAGCAACAACAGUUAUACAUGGCCGAAGAUGAGAUGGCAACAUGGCUUCACUACCCGUUAGAGGACUUGUAUAGUGAUCUGUUAGGUGAUAAUACUCAGACAACUCAGCUUCCAGCGGUAGCUACUACCGUCGUGCGUCAACAGCCGCAGGAGGUUAUUCACCCUCCUGCGGCUGUUACGGUAGUAGUGAAGCCACCGCCUGUACCUCCACCACCGAAACCGACUAAGAAUUUUCAAAUGUUUUCAAGAAUGCGCGGUAAAGAUCCCGAGGUGUCGUCGAGUAUGAGGCCGGAGUUAACCGUGGUGGACUCGAAUACGACACCGGCUUUGGUGACCAUGAAGAGUCUAGGGGAAGUGUCAUCUGCUUUUCCUAGCGGUGGCGAAAUUGGUGGCAGUGAUUUUGUGUUGGAUACGAAAGGGAGUGGGGAGGUGACGGUUUCGUCAUCGUCUGGUGGGUAUAGCGGCGGCCCUUCUAAGGCCGCCGCCGAAGAUGCCAGGGAUAAAGGGAUUAAGAAUGAAGCGGGGGAUCGAAAGAGAAAGCGAAGAGAUAAUGAUGAAUCUAUGACCCCUUCUACUACGGCCAUUGAUCAAGAUGUAGAGCUUGAAGGUGAUGAUGACGAUGAGAAGAAGCAUUCCCAUGGCUCACAUGGCUCGAAGAGAUCUCGUGCUGCAGAGGUCCACAACCUCUCAGAGCGGAGACGUCGAGAUAGGAUUAAUGAGAAGAUGAAGGCAUUGCAAGAACUCAUUCCUCGCUGCAACAAGUCAGACAAAGCUUCAAUGCUUGAUGAGGCAAUCGAAUAUUUAAAGUCACUGCAAAUGCAAGUUCAGAUGAUGUCAAUGGGAUGUGGCAUGGUUCCAAUGAUGUACCCUGGAAUGCAGCAACAAUACAUGCCACCAAUGGGAAUGGGGAUGGGAAUGGGAAUGGGGAUGGGAAUGGAUGUGGGGAUGAAUCGCCCGAUGAUUCCAUUUCCACCCAAUAUGCCUGCUUCUAACAUGCCAAGCCCCUCCGCAACUGCAGCAGGGCCUCAAUUUGCUCCAAGAUUCACAGUCCCGCCCAUUCGUAUGACUUCUUCUCCUGCUUCCAAUUUCUCUGUAAACCAAACCAGCAUUCAAGCUGAUUCUGUCCGUAGCUCAGUUCCUGUUCAAAGUUCCGGCCUGCCACAACUUCCUAACAUGGCUGACCCGUAUCAGCAAUACAUGGCUCUCCAACAGAUGCAGAUGCAGAUGCAAAUGCAAAUGCAGAUGCAAGCAGUUCAGGACCAGCCUGUUUCCCAACCUGGGUCAAGCAAACCAGCAAGCACUAGCAAAAGCGAAGGCCAACCUGGGCCAAGCACUAGCAAAAGUGAAGCCGAUGAUGAUCAAUGACUAUCUGAUCAAACCAAGUAGAGCAGGGCUGAGUUACUACCCAAUUCUUGUUUUUCGAUGUUUUAGAAUACUUACAGAUGAUUUUCUGUUGCAGCAGGUUGAUAUUUUUGGUUAGAAAAACGGCCAAAGGCUAUUGCCUGCAAAAAUUUUGUACCAUGAGGUUUAUAGUUGUUCCCCCCCUCAAGUUUGGCCUCAAGCAAUCAGAGUACAAAUCUUCCGCGAAAAAACACAAACCUUACAAGUGAAGACAGUCUCAUGUAAAUGUUAUUCUCCAGAUAUCGAUAAUUUGUUUUUGUUCAGCUAGUGACUUUGCUCGGUGCAGUGCAACACGAUGCAAAUAUCUUACAGUUGGUAGAAAUUGAUAAACGUGCUUUCUACUGAUUGCGUUGCACCAUACCAAACAACAGAUCAGUUAAAUUAACAGAAAGAUAACAUAAGCUCAGUAUAUGCAGAGAUUGAGAAGAAUCGCCUUCGUAAAUCUGUAUGUUCCUUCUAACUUGAUAUAACUAAACACCAAUUAACUAGUCUAUAUACAGGUUAAUACAUAAUUCCAUAUACUCGAACUCAAUGGCUGCAUUUGGCAGACAGUAAAACAAUGAUGGUAAUUGUUACAAAGUUUAUAUGUAAUUUUUGAGAAUCACAAAAAUGUAAGUUCAUUGUUUUAUAAGAAAAAUCUCGUGCUAAUGUUUAUGGUUAUGUCAGUUCUUGGCAAGCAUCUCUUCCUUAAUAUAUAUAUUUUUUUUUUCUUAUACGAAGUAUAUUUUUACCGUGUUUAAAAUUAAUGGUGGAAAAACACUUACAGAUGGUGAUUUAUUAUCAUGAACAGGAUAAAGCUUAUCUUACAAAUUCUGAUACAAACCAAAUUACUAGUAUCAUUUAUUACCGUCC
Messenger RNA from Chenopodium quinoa (quinoa), 3378 nucleotides. RefSeq names its product transcription factor PIF1-like. The record is from RefSeq and is a predicted model, not a curated record. The coding region runs from base 889 to 2490 and encodes 533 amino acids. Lineage: Eukaryota; Viridiplantae; Streptophyta; Magnoliopsida; Caryophyllales; Amaranthaceae. Gene Ontology annotation, molecular function: protein dimerization activity; DNA-binding transcription factor activity. The transcript is spliced from 7 exons. Gene Ontology annotation, biological process: regulation of DNA-templated transcription.